AUGUUUACUCUUCGAUUCUUUUACCGGACCGAUGUAGGGACCCAUCUUGAGUCGCUACAGGAGGAAGUCCUUGCCGUCAGGGUCCCCUGGACGAGAAAAGAACGGUUCCGAGAUGCCCCAAGGCUGUUGAAGUCGAUGUUUUAUUCUUGGAAUUCAGGGUACACAAACGUAUCCAAUUUUCACGGGGCAGGAAGGGGGGCAGGAUAUCUUUACUCCAUGUUAAUGCACUCGAUCAUCCAUUCGAGCUGUCUGGCUGGUUAUGUGAAAUUGAGGCUGUCGUCGGUGGUUGGAGUAGCAGGCAUUGUGGUGAUCCGCGUUCUAGUACCUGGUGGGUUGCGGCGGUUUGUCCCCAAAAUUAACAAAAAGAAAAAAAAGUCAGAACCCCCCCACUAG
This is a messenger RNA of Morchella sextelata, 393 nucleotides long. RefSeq lists its product as uncharacterized. The coding region runs from base 1 to 393 and encodes 130 amino acids. Lineage: Eukaryota; Fungi; Ascomycota; Pezizomycetes; Pezizales; Morchellaceae. The transcript is spliced from 7 exons. The record is from RefSeq and is a predicted model, not a curated record.